Fundulus heteroclitus (mummichog) is the source of this 6751-nucleotide messenger RNA. RefSeq names its product AT hook, DNA binding motif, containing 1 (gene ahdc1). NCBI's taxonomy places the organism in Eukaryota, Metazoa, Chordata, Actinopteri, Cyprinodontiformes, Fundulidae. The transcript has 6 exons. The record is from RefSeq and is a predicted model, not a curated record. Bases 814 to 5391 code for a protein of 1525 amino acids.
CAACCAGGCACGUUGGAGAGGCACACACGGAGACUGGGGCGCACCGGAGACACAGAGCAGGAAUUGCAGAGGCAGAGGCGCACGGGCGCACGGUCGGUUUUCGCCUUCCCGCAUACCGGGGAAGUCCCGCGUCCGUCCCCGCCACCGGAGCGCAGGCUUUUUUUUUUUUUAAACGGGGCUUUGUCAGUACCUUUACUCGGAACACGACUGUAGCAGAAGCCUUUUGCUCCCUGUUUUUCAAAUUUCUCCCCGUUUUGUGUUUUUUUUUUGCUUCCCCACAUUUAGCGGGUGCAGACGCUGAGGUUGAGCCAGAGGAGCGGCUCUUAAGGCUCAAGUGGGUGGACGGUCCUCCAGCCGAGGCGUCGCGGAGGAGCGCAGAUGAAGCGCGGAGACGCCGCUCGGUGACGGCUGCUGACGGCUCCUUGACCCGGGCGAGAAGAGGGACUUGAGCCCUGCGCCAGCCCGCCAGCCAUCCCGCGGUGACACCCCGCAAACAGCUCCGCCAGGCUCUGCCUCACACCAGGGCCAUGGGCAGGAGACAGAGGCAGGGGGAAGAGAGAGAAAAAGUCUGUGAGCUCUCCACUGCAGUAUUGAUGACCCAAUGAUCCCCUGCAGAACAGAGCCAGUCAGGCAGACCGAGUCAGACUCAACUCAGAAUCAGAAACCCCGGCCGUUUGGUCGGAGCGACCGACUGAGCGGGCUGUGAAUGGUGUUAAAAUCUUCUGCCCCUACAAGCUGUUGAAAGCGUUGCGCGCAGACAGCUGAGGCCAUCUCUCCUCGUCCUGCCUCACUACCUGCAGAACUGUCCACUGGAUGAGUCGCUUGGUGGAUCCUCUGCAUUCAGGCCAAACUGGCGCUCCAGCGGGGCGUGGGGAGACUCGGACCGAGAAAAAGGAUUGUGGCAUUGGACUGGAGGGACUGGAAAGACCCGAGUGCUGGACAGGGGAGCUCACACUCCAUGGCGCGUUCCAGGAUCCCUUUCGUGAUGGACUGGCACUUGUGACCUCGGACGUCCCCCCCGCCUCUCCAUCCGCCCUGGCAACUGGUGCUCGUCUGCAGGAAAGGCUGGGGCACGGCACCCACCUGCAGAAUCACCCCGAGACCUGCAUGACGGCCGAGGUGGACACGUUUUCAGAGACGCUCAGAAAUAUGCAAACACAUGUAGACCCGGAGGUGCAUGCAGAGGCUUUCUCUAACCCACACAUGGACAACUGUGGACUCGUGGAAAUCAACAACCGCACUGAUUCUAUAGACUCAGAGCUCUCUAAAGCUCCCACACUAGAGGCCAUGAACACCACCUCACCUCAGACUUUGCCCUUGGCGAUUGGCAAUCAUCCCGCACCUACCGAUCCCCUGGAGGCCCCCGCGCGGACCGUGGAGUUCGACACGCCCUCAAACUAUAGUCCAGUCCUCUCCGGGCCUAACCCAAUAACGGUCUCCUCUUCUCUCCCCGUAGAGACGGAGAAGAAGUAUGCACUCCGCAGCUCUGGCCGCCCUCGCUUCCCCUUGCACCUGCGCAAAUCCUCUCGCCUGCACCGUAGCAUGGAGGAUGGGGGAAAAGGAGCGGCCAGGGACAGAGGAAGAGAAGAGGAGGAAACAUUAGAGGACAAGGUCCUUAGGGUUAAAGAGGAGGAAUCCACUGCUGGCGAUAAAGAGGAGCCUUCUUCGGUGGAGGCGGUUCUACCCCCACCUACCUGCCAUAAAGAGCCCCCUCUUACCCCAGUCGAGCCUAAACCUGCUCCCAAACCUCUGCCUAAACCCGGGCCCAGACUCGGGCACAGACCUGGACCUAAAUCCAGGUGUAAGCCCCCACUGAAGUAUGUGCAUAAAGCAGCUCCGAAGAGCAUUUUAAAGCAGCGUCUUGCAGCACAGGCCCUCCGCCAGUGUGCUGCCUCUCCUCUGUCCUUUGAAUCUGCCCCAUCUGCUCCUUUGUUGACUAUGAAGGAAGAACCCGAUGCAAACCUGGGGGUCUGUCCUCCCAGUAACAGCAAAAAAGGCCGUUAUGUUGGUGUAAGGAAGAUUGUUGUAAAGGUGCCUCGCAUUCCUUUCAGCCUUAGCCGCCGACAGAAGAGCUAUAAAAUCUCCAGUUUGGAAACAGUUACUGGAGCCGAGAAGAGUAACGACGGCAGUCCGGAGGGGUCUGAGGCAACGCGAGAGCCGACUGCGCUGCUACGCAUGAAGAACAACGGGAAAAGCGUAAUGGUGAUGUUCCCUCCUGGAGAGCUCCCCGUGAUCCUCAAGCGCAGGCGGGGACGGCCGCCUAAACAGCCUUUACCGGGAAUACAGGUCGAAGUGCCCAACGCUGGGACCCCUGCAGUUACUGGGGACCAGCCCAAGAAGCCCAGGAGGCGGCGUCGGACUAAACUCCCUUGUCCGUAUCCCUCCUAUGUUAAUGACACGAAUGAUGUGAAAACUGAAUAUGGGGAUGUUCUCUCCAAAUUGGCAUUUUUAAACCGCCAGCCCCCUGCCACUGGCCGCUGCUCCCCUCCUCGUUGUUGGACUCCGAGCGAGCCAGAGAGCUUUCACACCCCCUUGGAAAACCCUGGAAUAUCCACCCUGCUUCACAGGCUCACCGGGUCGAGACGCCCCAGAGGCGGCAGAGGAGGGGGGCUUGGCAGAGGCGGAGGAGCAGCGGGGGGCAUCAUGGGAAGCGAAUGCAAUAAGAGUACAUUCAGUGACUUCUUUGAAUCUAUUGGAAAGAAGCGGAAACUGAACCUCCUGUCUCAGCACGGAUUACCCAGGAAAAGACGGAAGGGUGUGGGAGGAGGGGUGGGCAGGGGAGGGGGCAUGGUGGGAACGGAGCCUGGCGGGGAAAAAAUUGUCAGAAGGAGACGAAUGAGAAAAAACGGAGCAUUUAAAGGGGGAGGGAUGUCCAUCGGGCAGGAAUGGCCCAACGGAACGGGUGGAUGGGAGGAGGAGGGGGCUAUGGAUAAGGAAAGAGCUUUGGGUGGGUAUCAACUCUGUGGAUCUCCAAGGGGAGGCUUUUCCAGUUGUAACGUUGGACGAGGAGGGCCCUACAGCGGUCCAGGUGGAAACAAACUGAGUGGGCUCACAGGAGAGGACUCACAAGGACUAUUUGCCGGUUACUUUCGAUCCCUGCUUGAUUCUGAUGACUCCUCAGACCUGCUGGACAUCUCCUCCCAGUCAGACCCCCGCAAAUCUUCAUCCUCUACCUAUGAUCCGUCCAGUUCAGCUGCCUCUCACAAUUGGUCUCCUCCAUUCCCCAAGUGGAGCACUAAAGGAGCAAAUGCAGGGGUGGAGGGUCCAGCACAUCUGCACAGCUCCUCUGCGAGGCCCCCGUAUAGUUACGGAAGCUUAGCCCAAAUAUCUCCCACCACCUCUUCAUAUCCGAAAUCCACUCCGCCAUCUCUCUCACACUCUCCCAGCUCCCCCCAUCCAGCCUCUUAUGGUCACUACCCCUCUGGUUACUCCUGCUCUCCUCCCGUAGGGCCGCAGAGGUCCUCAGACUGCAGCUUUGGAUAUGGGUCCCCUCAUGGCAGUGGCAAAGGGACUCCUGCCAGUCAGACUGGUCAUUCUAAUUACCACGGAGCAACCAAGAGAGGCUACAGUGGCUAUGCAGCAGUGAGCCAUUCCCCCAUGGGGAGGGGGGAGUUAGCAGGACCCACGUCACCAGGAGGAGGGUACAUGUCUGUGGCCAAAGGUAGUCCCUUCAGCUGCUCUGCACCAGAGGGUUACAAGCAGUACAACUCCAGCCAGUGGAGCUGCAGGCAAGCUUUUGGUGGCUGGUCAGCCGACAACUUCGGUUCUCAGUAUCAUGCAUAUAGUGAAUAUGGCUCCAAUGAGUCCAAAGACAUCUUGGAUAUCUCCAACUACACCCCUCAGAAGGCUAAGAGGCAACCGUUUCCUGAGAGCCUGUCAGAAUCCUCCUCGGACUCGUCACAUGUUGGCUCAGCAGCGCCUGUUACUGGACCCAGCUCCACCAGUGGAGGCUUUAAGCAGAACGAGGCUGGCUUUGUGGGUGGAGGCCAGUCGAGUCUGUCCAGUCUGGAGAAACUAAUGAUGGACUGGCACGAAAGUGCUUCAGGACCAUCGUACAACUGGAGCCAGGAUGUACUUUUCCAAGGCGGGGGGACCAGCAAACCCGGCCGCGGGCGCAGAAAACGGACUGAACCGCAGUUAGAAAAGGAAGGAGGUUCUGCCUUACAUUCUGAUUCCCCGUCUACCCCUUCCCCAACACCUGCUCCUGGACCUAAGCGGGGAGGGGCUGGAGGACGGGGCAGAGGCUCUAGAGGAGGUAGAGGAGGCCUGUCUCCAUGUCAGAGAGAGCGUCCACCUGGGUCCAAAGGCAGAGGAAAGACGGCCUCUGCGUCAGGAGCAGGACUGAUGGUGUCGGCUGGAGGUCCAGAGGGAUCUGGGUUGUUCCAAGAGGGCUUGGAUUAUUACAGCGGAGACAGUAGCAGUCUCUCUCCCCUGGCCACUCCUAAUCCUGCUCCACCUUCCAGCUACCUCCAGGACACCUGUGAGUACCCCUCCCCUUACUCAGCCCAUCCCUCCACACCAUCCUCUGAAGAGCGAUAUCCAGCCUUAUACCCUGGUGAAUCCUCCUCCUCCCUCUCACCCAGUGUGUCGUCUCCCCCUUACCCUCCCAAGCCCACCCCUCCUCCGACCCAGUCCUACCACCUUCUCCCCUCCAGGACCUUUUCUCCCUCCUGCUCCCCUUCGCCACGUCUAACCCCCCACUGCGGCACAGCGCUCAGCCCCUCGCACCGACCUCCUCCAAAAGACACCCAGUUCUCGCAGUAUGACUCCCCCAGCUACUGCAGCUCUCCUUACUGGUACGGACAGACGUCGCACAGCGGCAGCCCCAGCCCGCACUCAAACACAGCCCUGCACGGCCACAGCAAUCCACACGCAAGUCCGCACGGCAACGCACACCCUAACUCCCUCACCAGCCCAACCGCAAACACGCACGCACACAUGUGUGACACACAACAUCAGAGCCACACGAACAUGAGCUCGCACACCAGCACUCACGCAGCCUCUCACCUCCAAAGCAGUCAGCACCACCUUAACGCUCACCUCUCCUCCCACGCUCAUCCCAAUCCCAGCCCUGGCCUGCACUCCCACUCAACGCCCGGGCUGUACGAGGAGCGCAGCCCUCCCUCUGCCAUGGCCCCCCACAAGCGGGAUUUGGUCCCUCACAGCAUGAGCACAGGCCUUCGCCAGGGUCCCCUCCCUCACUCCCCCUACUCCAAACCUCCUCUAGACGCCUCGCCCCAUCAGGAGGACACCUGUGGCUACUCCCUGCCCCAGCAAUCCUAUCAGGGCGUGGGACACCGCUACCCCUCGCAGGCCGCUCAGGGCGGGGGGGUGUUGUGCCAGCUCCUGGAGCCAGCCAGCGAUGACAGCUUCAGCGUCACCAGCCUGUAACAGCAGGUUCAACUCAAGCUUUUACAGAUUUCCAAACAUAUUUUUUAAGGGGACUUCUUUGUGUGAGACUGAACUGAAGGGUGAGAAUUUAGCUGCCAGCUUUGGACAGUAAAGCUUUAAUUCUCCAGCACUGACAAUCAAGAUCAACCCAUGAAACUCAAGCAUGCACGUACAUAGAAAAAAAAUAAAAAAUUAAAAAACACACACACACAGACACUCACUCUCAGACAAACACGCACAGAGGCAAAUAAAAUACACACAGAAACGCAUGUGCAGAUUAGAUCACUACCUAACCAUGAUCAUACGUGAGCACUCGGCCCUGGAAUAAGGGAACGGCCAAGAGGAGCUGACAGACGAACUCCAGACGCCCGUGGACUGAGUCGAACCUAUUUCCCCAUCCCUUUGGGUCCUUCUGUGACAAAUGCAGUAUCUCGCCGAGUCCUUUCCAUUUCUGUUCUGCAGUAUAGACAAAUUAGGAUCACUCUGCUUUCUCUCUCUCUCUCUCUCUCUCUCGCCCUUUCUGUUUCUGUCUCCAAAACUUCCCCCAUCUACCGCUAAAGCCAGCUGCAAUGUUCUGCACUCAAACCACUCAACUGUCUUGUGCCGCAACCUGAGCCCAAAAAUCGACUUUUUUUUCUUCUUCUUUUCUUAAAAAAAUACCAUCAGCCUAGCCAAACGUCCCGCUCUGUGCACUUCGUCUUGAUGUUUGUGUCCCAUAAGAGAAAAAGCGGACAAAAUCAGUUUCUGCUCUUGAAAUACCAGCAUCUGUACAUACGACUUCAGCUCCAAGCCCGCGGAGGGAGGGGGGGAGACGGCGGCGGGAUGGGGGGAGCCAUCAUCAACUUUCCCCUCUUCUGCGUCUUGGUUCCGUGGUUUCUCCGCUCUGAUGGGGAGGGGGAAGAGGAGUAGGAGGACUGCAGCUUGGAGACUCGACAUCCUGUGUUUUGCUGUUUUAACUACAAGGGAAAGAGACACUGAAAUUACACAACGGCCCCAAAGAGACCCUUGUUUUUUUGUGUGUGUGGACGCCAGACAGGAUGGAUUUGCGUGACUGCAGUGAUGCAUGUAUAUGUGAGUUUGUUUGCUUUUUUUCCCCCUAUGUGUGUGCGUGCGCGUGUGUGUGCGUGCGCGUGUGUGCGUGUCCGUGGGGUCAAAAGGAUUUGGGCUCCAGAGACGACAAAGUCUUGGCGGGGCCUCAUUUCUUUGUUUCACUCUCUCCCUUCUUUUUUCCGUGGUCUUGUGUUGUUUGGUGGUUUUUGUGCUGCAAAAAAAAAAAAAUGUAUAUCUGUCUGUUACAUAUCAUGUAUGUAUCUGAGGUGCAAAAUAUUUAAAUACACAUUAUGUUCUUGCCAUUGGUAAA